UUGAACGCAGCACGGGACAGGCGAGGAAAAAAUAGGAAGAAAUCCACGUAGCCUGUCUUGCAUCGUAAUAGUACAUUCGUACGCUGUUCUCAAUGUGUCCGUUUGAUUAAAGAAAAGCUGUCUUUAUUUAAGGAACACGGGCAUUCAUAGUGGCGGGGUAAGGCGGAGAAAAAACUGGUCCUGUUAGUUGAAAGGAAGAGGACUAAAAAUGGAGCUGGAAGACGGAGUUGUGUACCAGGACGACCCGGGGACAUCAGCGAUGAUGUCUGAGCGGGUGUCGGGCCUGGCCAACUCAAUUUACCGCGAGUUCGAGAGGCUUAUCGGUAAAUACGACGAGGACGUGGUGAAAGAGCUGAUGCCGCUUGUGGUGGCCGUGCUGGAGAACCUGGACUCCGUGUUCGCGGAGAACCAGGAGCACGAAGUGGAGCUGGAGCUGCUGAAGGAGGACAACGAGCAGCUCAUCACCCAGUACGAGCGGGAGAAAGCGCUGAGGAAACACGCAGAGGAGAAGUUCAUCGAAUUUGAAGACACUCAUGAGCAGGAGAAGAAGGACCUGCAGAGCCAUGUGGACCGGAUGGAGUCCCACUCCCGCCAACUGGAGCUCAAAAUCAAGAACUAUGCAGACCAGAUUGGCAGGUUAGAAGAACGAGAGCUGGACCUGAAGAAGGAAUACAACUCCCUCCAUCAGCGGCACACAGAGAUGAUCCAUAAUUACAUGGAGCACGUGGAGAGGAUCAAAAUGCAACAGAUCAGCGAGACCUCCGAGUCGAGCGCAGUCGGCCGAGUCAGGAGAGAGCGACCUCUUUCUUUGGGAAUCUUCCCAUCAUCUGGCGGAGCGUCUCUGCUCAUCCCAGAUCCUCAGGCCAGAGCAGAGACACUGGGCACAGAGAGCUGGAGGUUCACUGACUCAUCGCAGCCUCGCUCCAACACAAGUCUCAAGUUGGACUAUGGUGACCCCCCAAAGGAAAGGGAGGGUAAGAGUGCGCAGGACUCUACUUGGGGGAAUUCACUGGCAGACGACUGCAAGGAUGAGCUAUCAGACUUCACCGGCUCCAAGUCGGCCACACCGAUGUCAACCACUGCCUCGGACAUGGAGAGGGAAGAUGGGAACAGUAAGAGCACAGAGGUGCAAGCUGCUCCAGGGACCAGAACCAUAUCAGUAGGUCAGCCUGAAAAUGAAGACAGCUCAGAUGUGAAGGACAUCAUUGAGUCCACCCCUGAGCUGGACAUGGAUCUCAUUGGGUACAGACCCUGCAGCACUCCUACUAAAGGCAUUGAAAACAUGGCAUUUGACCGCAAUACAGACUCCCUGUUUGAGGAGCUGUCCUCUGCAGGCACCGGGCUCAUCGGGGACGUGGACGAAGGAGCUGAUCUUUUAGUGGAGUACUCUGGAAUGGGCCGGGAAGUUGAAAAUCUAAUUAUGGAGAAUUCACAACUGCUUGAGACUAAGAACGCCUUGAAUGUGGUGAAUAAAGACUUGAUUCAGAAAGUCGACGAACUGACAAGUGAGAAGGAGAUGUUGGAGGGAGAUCUGGAGGCUUUGCUGCAGGCAAAAUCCAAGCUGGAGGAAAAGAACAAAGAGCUGGAGGAGGAACUCAAAAAAGUACGCCUGGAGAUGGAGGAAGCAAAACAUAAAGCUAACGAAGAAGAAGAGAGUGAUUUACCUACGGCUCAGAAGAAGCGUUUCACCAGAGUGGAGAUGGCCCGAGUGCUGAUGGAGAGGAACCAGUACAAAGAGCGACUUAUGGAGCUGCAGGAAGCUGUGCGGUGGACUGAGAUGAUCAGGGCUUCAAGGGAAAAUCCAACUAUCUCAGAAAAAAAGAAAUCCAGCAUCUGGCAGUUCUUCAGCAGACUGUUUAGCUCCUCCUCCAGUGCCCCUGCCGUAAAGUUUGAAUCCCAGUCCAAUACGAAGUACAGCACUCCGGGCAGCACGGUGAAGAGGAGCAGCACUUUCUCCCAGUUCCCCACGGAGAAGUCCAAGACAUUUGACUUCCUCAAUGAAGAUAAGGAACAGUGCAGUUCUCCAUCACGUAAAGAGCAGAAGAGAAGCCAGUACAGACAGGUCAAGGCUCACGUGCAGAAGGAGGACGGACGAGUCACUGCGCAUGGCUGGAGCCUGCCCAGCAAAUACAAGGUAGCAAACGGUGGACAAGUGGAAAACAAAAUGAACUUACCUGUGCCGGUUUACUUGAGACCUCUGGACCAGAAAGAUGCUUCUAUGAAGCUGUGGUGCGCUGCCGGGGUCAACCUGUCCGGGGGUCGGGCAUUUUCCUCAUCAGAGCUUUCUAAGCAGACAAAGGGUUCUCAGAGCAGCUUGGAUCAGCUGGAGCAGGAGAGUAAGGAUCGGGAAAAAGGGGAGAAAGAGAAGGAGCUGAUUGUUCAGGACGAGAUGUCCAGUCGUGUGUGGGUGUGCACUAGCACCCACUCCUCCACCAAGGUUAUGGUUCUGGAUGCCACUCAGCCCUCUGACCUGCUCGACAGCUUCUACGCCUGCAACACUCACAUUGUCUGCAUCGCCAGUGUGCCAGGUGUGUUGGAAACUGAUUAUCCAGCAGGUGAAGCUGUACCCCAAGACCUGGAGUCCAGCCAAGGGGAUGCGGCGUCACUGGCUGGCAGCGUGGCCAGUGUAGGCUCAGCAGGCAGCGAUAGCGCCUCGGCAGCCGAGGGCACCACUGCCAUUCCCCAGACAGCUAGUGCAGGUGUUGCCGACCAGCCGGCUGAGCACAGCGCCACCUCAGCCUCUGCUCCCACUGUUGAGUUGUCCAGAGAGACCAGUCCAGCAGAAGAUGGGGUUCCCACAGCGGAAGAGGCAACAGAAGCAACGGAGGCUAAUGCUGGCGUGGGCGAAGAAGGAGAGGAAGAUCAGGGGGCUGACCAAAACCAGCCAGGAAUCUACACGGAGCACGUGUUCACCGACCCACUCGGGGUGGAACCCACUGACUCCUUAGUUGCUGAAUCACAGAGGGGAUCCAGACAGGAUGGGGUGACUUCUCUGGCAGAAGACUCGGACCCAUCAGAGAUUGAGGUCCUGAGGAUGAGCAGUGCACUUCCCACCAUGUGGCUCGGUGCUCAGAAUGGGUGUCUGUACGUCCACUCGUCUGUGGCUCGGUGGAGGAAAUGUCUUCAUGCCAUCAAACUGAAAGACUCGAUCCUCAGCAUAGUGCAUGUUAAAGGGAGGGUCCUGGUAGCACUGGCUGAUGGGACAUUAGCAAUUUUCCACAGAGGCAUUGACGGACAGUGGGAUCUAACCAACUACCAUCUGCUGGAUCUGGGCCGGCCCCACCACUCUAUCCGCUGUAUGACCGUAGUCCACGAUAAGGUUUGGUGCGGCUACAGAAAUAAGAUCUACGUCAUCCAGCCAAAGGCCAUGAGGAUAGAGAAAUCCUUUGACGCUCAUCCUCGGAAGGAGAGCCAGGUACGGCAGCUGGCCUGGGUUGGAGAUGGCAUCUGGGUGUCCAUCCGACUGGAUUCAACUCUACGCUUGUUUCACGCCCACACCUACCAGCACCUCCAGGAUGUGGACAUUGAGCCCUAUGUCAGCAAGAUGCUGGGUACAGGUAAAUUGGGUUUCUCAUUUGUGAGAAUCACCGCUCUCGUCGUAUCCUGCAACCGACUGUGGGUGGGUACAGGAAAUGGCGUAAUCAUCUCCAUCCCGCUCUCUGAAGCUAACAGAACAACAGGAACAGUGCCAAAUCGCCCGGGCAGUGCUGUACGGGUCUACGGUGAUGACAGCUCUGUGACAGACUGUGCAAUGCCAGGCAGCUUUGUGCCAUACUGCUCCAUGGCUCACGCCCAACUAUGUUUCCACGGACACCGGGAUGCUGUCAAGUUUUUUGUGACAGUGCCAGGUAAGAGACAAGUGCAGAGAAUCUGUGGGAACAUAUUAGGUAAUGUUAGCCAUUAUCAAAGGAAAAUUAGCAGCCAUGUUGAAGUUGAUGUGAAGUUUUCUAUGAUUGUAAAGAGAAUAUGAGUGUGAGUGUU
Messenger RNA from Haplochromis burtoni (Burton's mouthbrooder), 3981 nucleotides. RefSeq names its product sperm associated antigen 9a (gene spag9a). The record is from RefSeq and is a predicted model, not a curated record. The coding region runs from base 209 to 3970 and encodes 1253 amino acids. Gene Ontology annotation, biological process: vesicle-mediated transport. NCBI's taxonomy places the organism in Eukaryota, Metazoa, Chordata, Actinopteri, Cichliformes, Cichlidae. The transcript has 29 exons. Gene Ontology annotation, molecular function: JUN kinase binding; kinesin binding; MAP kinase scaffold activity. Gene Ontology annotation, cellular component: cytoplasm.